AUGUGCUACCGGGAGUUCAUCGCCUACCAGUGCGGCCACCGGUCCAUGCCAGUGCUCCGGCCCUGCCCCCUGACGACAGCAGGGCACAACUUCCCGGUCUGCACCAUCACGCCGCACAAGCCCACCUUUGCCGAGACGAUGUGUCCGGCAUGCGAGCGCCUGCUUCACUCCCGCUGGGUGCUGAUCCGGGAGUGGGAGCACCGCUGGCUCCAUGAGCGCGGCGUCUGCGGCUGCGAUGUCAUCUUCCCGGGUCUCUUGACCACGCCGCGGGUGAUUGGCGAGACUGGCACUGUUGCCACGGGGCAGGGUCAUUCGGGUGCUGUAGCAGCAGAUGAUCCUGCAAAGACUGGAGAUGACAAAGACACAUCAGCUCUGGGAGCUAACACAGUGGCAGCUAUUGCGCAGGGGGGUGGACAGCAACAACCCCAAAAGCAAAAGCCUGUCUCCUCGUCGACUCCAAACGCUCGUACCCCAGUGACGCACCGGUCGGGACCGCCGCGUCGUCCUGCUGCUUCCGGCUCUUCGAGCAGCCAGGGCGAUGUCAACAAGACUAGCACCAAGUCUGCCCCGGGGGACCAGGAAAUCCCGCCCCUUUUCACCGAGGAAGUCACCUCCUCGGGAGAGCACCGCGUGGCCGUCCGCCUGUCGAGCCUCUACGCUGCCGAGUGGAAAGCCGACCACCGCGAGCUGCACGAGGCCGGAACAUGCGGCUGCCCGACGACAUUCGGCCCUUUCCAGCCGCACGUCCGCGAGGCGGGGAUGACCUCUCACGACCGGGAAAGCCUGCGCCAGUGGCGGGAGAGGGAGGGCGAGCUGCCGGAGAAGAACAAGAAGAACGACGACGACGACGGGCGUGACAUCGACACCCAGAAUGAAGACACCUUGCGGCGGAUCGCCGAGAUUGAGAAGGUUUUCGGUAAGUUCAUCUCGGAUGGUGAGUCGCCGCCCACAGUCAACCUUCCCCGUCUUUCCGGAUCCAGUUCUGCAGAGAAUCAAGGGGUCGAAGCCAAGGAUCAGGGGCACGGCCGUCACCGUCAACGGAAUGGCCGCCAGGACCACAACCGCUUUGGCGAGGGCUCUUCUCGGUCGUCGCAUAGCCAGAGCCAGCAAAUGCCAGCCGGCGGCGGCAGCAACAGCAGCAGCGACGAUGCCCAAGGUCAAGGCCCACUCGUCCUGCCGCCGCAGAUCCCGACAGCCUACAACCCUUAUGCCUUCGCCACCGCGCAGGGUUACCAUUACCCCCUAUUCCCUGAGCCGCCCCCCUACCAACAACAGCCGUACUACUUCAUGCCGGCCCACCCAGCCUACGCGACGGCAGCGACCUACAACGGCACCAUCCCGCCCGGCGCAUACCCCUGGGCCGCCGAGACCCAGCCGACCCCCGGCAUGCCCUGGACGACGCAGGGCCCAGGCCCGUACCGCACGCCCGGUCUCCGCUACGACGAGAUGGCCUUCACUACGGCAUCUCAGCACUACUACCCACAGGCUGCUGGCGAGAGUCAGGGUCAGGGUGAAGGUCAUGGGCAUGAUCAGAACCAGCCUCCGGUCCCAACCGUCCAGGGCCUGCUCCCAGCGCCGGAGAUAGUGGCAAAGGGCAACGGAAAGGGCAAAGGGAAAGAAACGGAAGUCCCGACUGCUCCCGCAGACGUCGACCAGACCGUCCUCCCGCUCUGCGGCCUGCCUAUCGGCGCAGGCCCCGAGGGCACGUCCCACAUGCCGAGCUGGCUGGGCUGUCCGUUGCGGAGGAGCUUGAGCCUCUGCAGCCUGGGCCGGGACGAGGGAGAAGCGGACGAGCGAGGGGAGGAGGAAGGCGGGAAUGAAAGUGCGACUGGGGGCAACGAUUCCGACGGGUUCCUGACGCACACUCCGCCCACUCCGCCCCAGCGCUGCCAUUCGGCGGCGCCUUGAUCACACCCCACCCCUUCUCAACAGUAAGUCCCAUCCUAUCCUAUCCUAUCCCAUCCAAUCCCGCCCGGUCCAAGGUCGUUCUGCCUUGGACUU
This is a messenger RNA of Chaetomium strumarium, 2001 nucleotides long. RefSeq lists its product as uncharacterized. Lineage: Eukaryota; Fungi; Ascomycota; Sordariomycetes; Sordariales; Chaetomiaceae. The record is from RefSeq and is a predicted model, not a curated record. The coding region runs from base 1 to 1908 and encodes 635 amino acids. The transcript has a single exon.